AUGCUGCGGCGACCGCUCACUUCUAUUGAAAUCAAAGCUGACGACAUUGAUCAUAUGGAAAGGGUUUUGCUGGAAGCCUAUCAGAAAAAAGGAGCUACUAAAAGCUCUGUGGACUCUGAUGCUGGUAGUACAAGCUUCGGCACCCCCGCAAGUGAAGGGCAGUACAUGGAGAAGUACGGUUAUACGAAACCUAAGAAACCAAUGGGCAAGAGAAUCGUUUUCAAAGAUGACGACGAUAAUGACGUCAUAGAAGUGCCCGGCAAUAGUGGAGGUAAAGAGAAGUCGAAACCGUCUCAGGGCCGUAAAGUUAUCAAAAAGAAGGAUUAUCAUAAGGAUGCCAAGCUGAAAUCAUGGAGAAUGAUCAUAAGAAACCUGCCCUUCAAGGUUUGUUUUUAUUUUUUUCCAGGAUGUGGUCAUACGAAAACCGCAUUGUUGGCGCAGUUGUAA
Cooperia oncophora is the source of this 447-nucleotide messenger RNA. The record is from the annotation of a GenBank genome assembly. Lineage: Eukaryota; Metazoa; Nematoda; Chromadorea; Rhabditida; Trichostrongylidae.